Molecule: messenger RNA, 2530 nt
Organism: Triticum aestivum (bread wheat)
Lineage: Eukaryota; Viridiplantae; Streptophyta; Magnoliopsida; Poales; Poaceae
Product: disease resistance protein Pik-2-like
Exons: 3
Coding region: 1-2481 (826 amino acids)
Biological process (GO): defense response to other organism
Source: RefSeq, a predicted model, not a curated record
AUGCAGGCCUCUGACUACUACGGAUAUGGAGAUUACAAGGACGCUGCUCGAAGUAUGUUUCUCUCCAACAGAAUUGAAAUUCCACAUGACGUGAAGUCUCAACAUGAGGUGCGUUGGACGUUGGAACAAAUUAUGUACCGUCCUGGGGUCACCUCGGUAUGGGGCAUUGCUGGUGUUGGCAAAUCAACUCUCGUCAGAGAAUGUUACGACCAUUUCCGUGAGAAGCUGAUAACUCACGACAUUCAAAGAUCUGCAUGGGUCGAUGUGCCUGACCCGUUUAAUUUGGUGGAAUUUUCUCGCCUCUUACUCCUGGAUUUCCACCGCCCUGAUCUUGAAGCGAUGGAAGCUGCCGCAAUUGGUAUUAUGCAGGGUCAGGACCCAAUUCAACCUACUACAAAGACAAAAAUAGUUAUCAUCACAACUGAAGAAAGCAUCGCCGAACAUGGUGCCCAGCAGCAGAUUAUUAACCCUGAGUUGCUGGCUCAUCUAAACGGAAAGGUGGACCUUGCAAAACUUGUUGCAAAAUGUGGUGGGCUUCCCAAAGUAGUGUCUGCUAUGGGCAAACCCUUAAAUUGGUUAUUCUGGGAGGAUAUGAAUGAUGACUUUAUGCUCAAAUUGGAGACCGACCCUCAGUUCCAUAGUUUGAGAGGUCUAUUGUCUUGGAUGCAUUCCUAUUUUGAUUCUUGUUCAGAUUUGGUAAAGCCAUGUAUCCUCUACCUGUCUGUCUUCCCUGCAAGCAGCAAAAUCAGGCGAGGCCGUUUAGUGAGGAGAUGGAUCGCCGAGGGCUACUCAAGGGACACACUUGGUUGUACUGCAAGGGAGAAUGCGCAAAAUCGCUUGUCUGAGCUUGUUAAAUUGAGCAUAAUCCAGCAAGUAACAAACAAUAAUAUCUGUCAAGUCAAUGGUUUCUUCCGUGAAUACAUCGUUUCACGGCCAAUGGAGGAUAAUCUUGUUUUUGCCUUGGAUGGGCGUUGCAGUCCAAACACACAACCCACAGGGCAACACCUGACCAUAAUGACUAACUGGCAGAGGGACAAAAAUGUGUUUGAGGGCAUCGACUUUGCACGGCUGCGGUCUUUGACAAUUUUUGGGGCAUGGUGUUCCUUCUUUAUCUCUAUUAAGAUGAAACGGCUUCGAGUGCUCGACCUGGAAGACAUGAUAGCAAUAAAAGAUGAUGAUAUUGAGCAGAUAUUUUUGAAUCUGUUGAGCCUUAAGUUCAUCUCCCUACGAGGAUGCAGGAACAUCAGUCGUCUGCCGGAUACAUUGGGAGGGUUGAGGCAGCUACAGACUCUUGAUGUAAGAUUCACCUCCAUAGUCAUGUUGCCAUCUUCCAUUAUCAAGCUACAGAAGCUGCAAUAUAUCCAUGCUGGCACCGUUGUAUUGCCAGAUGAUGAUUGGACAUCCGCGUCAUCAGAAGACGGUGAUGGGGUCACAAGCCAACUACCAACUGCAACAUCAGCUGAACUAGAAGGCCGUGAUAGCAGCAUAUCUUCAGGCUGGCCAAUAGUACAGCCAUCUCCUGAAAUUUGCAUUACCGAAAGCUCAGCACAGGCAGCAACAUCAUCAGAAGCCCAACACUGCUCGAUGCUACCAAAGGUGGGAUGGGCAUCCAAACAGUCACGCACUUCAGUAGUACCUCGGUUGCCCAAGUUUGCACCUAUUACGUGGAGCUUGUGUGGGUCCAGGAGAGAUAGAAAAACUUGCAGUGUCAAGGUUCCGGUGGGGAUUGAAAAACUUGUGGCCUUACAUACUCUUGGUGUGGUGAAUGUCAAUGCAGCAGGUGGGGAGGCCUUUCUAAAGCAGCUCGCAAAACUAACCCAAUUGCUCAAGCUCAGAGUGUGCGGCAUAAAUAAGAAAAACUGGCAGCUGCUGUGUUCUGCACUCUCGGAUAAGAAUUGCCAUCUGGAAUCCUUGUCUGUGCGAUUUGAUGAAGAUUGCCUGGACGAUAGCUUCAAGCCACCUGAGACCCUGAAGAGCCUUAAGUUGUACGGGCCUAUAAGGAAACUGCCAGACACUAUCAAGGGUCUUCUAAAUAUCAGAAAGGUGGAUCUUGAUAUGACUAUUACAAGGCCAUUCGACAUGCACUUAUUCUUGAAAGACAAAUUGCCACUUUAUGGUAUCCUAAAUCGUCUCUGCAUCAAGGUGCAAGGAGACCAUAAGAUAGAUUUUAGCGAGGCUGAAUUCAACUACCUCGACAGGGUUGUUAAUGUUGUACCUCGGGUCCUCAAGAUGGAUUGCAGCUCCCAGUUAGAGGUAUCUUUGGAUUAUCAUUACAUUUCCCGUGGUGUUUUGGUGCUGAUAAUCCAGUGCUCCAAAGGAUCAUUUUUCCGGGUUUCUGGGAUCUUUGGGUUAAGCUCUUUGCCCCAUCUCAAGACAGUCUGGCUUAAGGGUUCCUACAGCGAGGAACAACAGGCGCACCUGCAGGAACUUGUUGACGGUCAUGAUAAGAAGCCAGUCUUGAAGCUGGAGCCACUGCAAUAGUACAUGCUCUCUUGCCUUCCUUCUAUCGUUUUUUUUUAUCUUUUCUUGU